GUAAGUGGCGCCAUCUCGUAAAGAAGCGGUUAAGCUUGUAGUGGAAAAUGUUGCCAUUGUUCCUGUUAGAUGGCGAUACCAACGUAUUUCCAUGAAUGAGCGAUGCACCUAAUCAAUGUUGAUAAUCAACAGUUGAUCAGUAGUGUUUUGAUUUGUGGUUAGAAGAAUAUGUUCAUUGCUUUUUCUUCGCGCUAUGUUAAUCAAUUUUUGGAAAAAUGUCAGAUCAAGUAGUAAGGCUGGGAAUAAAUAAAUGUAUAUUGUCAAAAUUGUGGUACACGUCCCUAAUUGUUUACCAAGAAAAUGCUAAUGGCAAAUCAUGUCAAAGUGACACUGUGGAUUUUGUUGAAUCUCAGACUUUAUCAGGAAACUUAAUUCAUUUGCAAAGUAAAAGUCAACAUGAGUGGAUUACUCAAAUAUUAUUGCAAAAACUUAUCAACAAUGUUGCUUCUUCAGAUGUUAAAAAUCUUAAAAAACAACAUAACUAUGUGCAAAUGAUACAUGCUUUACAAUUAUGCAAAAAUUUGACCACGGACAUACAACAGGGACUAUUAAUGAUGUAUGAAAAUAGUUCAAAACAAACACGUUCAAAAAUUCUUGAAAAAAUACAUGAAGAAUGUUUCACAUUUUUAAAACAAAAUAUGCAUAAUAAUUUAACUGUUGUUUGUUGGAUCAUUAAUGAAUUAUUGUCUGCAUGUGUUAACAAGUCAACUAAUAUUGCUUGUAGUUUACAAGAUUUAUAUUUCUCUUUUAUAAAAGAAUUACUCAAAUUUAAAUUAUCCAAGCAACACUUUAGUGACAAUGCUGUUGGACAUGCAUUAUGUAUUAUAUCAAAAAUGAACAUACUUGAAUCCAAUACAGAUGAACUGUUGAGAUGGUUUUUUCCUAUGUUGUUUGAAACAUGUAACAUUCAAGAUAUUGAACUUGUACUAUACUCAAGAACAGAGAGAAAACUUUUUAAUGCAUGGUGCACAUUUAUUAAUGAGGUUUAUGGACAUACUAAAGUUGCUGACAAUUUGAAUGAUGCAUUGAAAAUUCAAAAAGGACUAUUUAAUAGUACUUCAAGCUGUACCUCAUUUAUAAAUAAAAAUAAUCUCAUAAAAAGAGUAACUAACAUGAAACUGCAUUGGGUUACAGAUAUUUUGGAUAUUUGCCAUGUUUUAGUGAAAAAUGAAAAAUAUGAUGAUAUUUCAUCAAUAUUAUCCUGUAAAUUGUUAAAGUCUUUUUGGCCUGUUGUAUUAUUUAAAGUUUUAAAUGAUUGCAUUCAGGAUAUUCCUAAUGAAAUUCAAGAAAAUGAAAACAUUAUGUGUAAUUCAAUUAAAUUUUUAAUAUCUAAAUGUAAUUUUGAUGCAUGGCAUGAUUCUACUUUACUAGAACUUGACAUUGCAUUAAAAAAGAAUAUUAGAAUUAUGGAAUAUAUUUUGACUUCAAUGAAGGAUAAUUCUGUUACAAAUGGUAACAAUCAAAUUCAAGAGAAAAUUCAACCAGUUGAUACAUUUCAACAGAGAAUAAGUAUAAAACAAAUAUUCAAUACUUUAUUGCAUUCUAAUAGUCUGUCAGUAUUGAAAUUAACAACUGACAUACAUGAACAAGAGUAUAAUAAAAUAGAAAAUUUAUUAAAAGAUCAGGAAUCAGAAUCAGAAAAUAUUUUCUAUGCAUAUUGUAGUAUGUUAAGUGCUUUGAAAGCUAUUUUAUUAUGCGAUAGUUAUCACGAAAAUCAAAGCAUUAUUAUACAUCACUUUACUGAUAUGAAAUAUUAUGUACAAAUUUUAUAUCCACUUAGUUUGCGUGUAGAAGUUGUGGAAAAUAUAUUUUCUUUACUUUUCUUGCGACAUGACGAUUUUGACCAUACUUUAAAGAAUUAUAAUAAAAACAAUACCAGUACCUUAAGUGAGAACAAAUCGAUGGAACAGCCUUUAAGGGGUUUUAUUUGUAAUAAAUAUGCUAUUAAAGAUGUGUUAUUUCAUUUAAAAGAGAUUAUGUUAGUCAUAGAAAAUGAAUUUACGAAAAUGAAAAAAGAAAAUGAGUGUACAGAAGAAGAGAAGCAACUUCAAAAAGAUAUCUCUUCCAUUGAUGCAGUAAUAACAGAUGCUAAAUGGAGAUUAGAAAUUUGUACAAAUUCACAAUUUACAGAAGAUGACAAUAUAUCUAAAAACGUAAAUAAAAUUGAAACUGAACCAAAAGUUCUAUUAGAUGGAAAACUAAUAUCUAAUCGUUUCAAAGAAAGUAUACUUUUUUACCAAGAGGGCAGUGCUUCGGAUGAAACAAAGAUUAGAUCUGACAGCAAUUCUGAAUCAGAAUUGAUACAUAAUAAUACUAAAUUGCGAAAACGUUCUAAAAAUGUACCGCCGACAGUGGACACCGUAUUAACCAAAGAUACCAUAUACAAACCAUUAUUCGUGAACUUAAUGUUAGCAACUAAAGAAAGCCUAAUUAUUCAAUGUUUAUGGAAAAAUGAUUACGCAAAGGCGCAGGAUAUUAUAGAGACAGCUCAUAUAAAGAAUACCCAACUACAUGGAGAAAUACAAUUUUCAAAAGCAUUACACAUGUUUAAAGACAACGUUUAUAAACAAGCAAAUAUAUUGGAAGAUAAAAAUGAAUCAAGAGAAAACUUACAAUCUUCUGCAUUAGAGAAUCUAAGACUAGUUGCACAGGAAGGUAUACAGUCUUCCAGACAAACUAGCCAACUUGAAACAUUUUUAGCAUCCCAAGAAACUAAUUUGCGAAUGUUAAAAACUGAAACUGUUAGCAGCAACGAAAUAUUGACGAUAUGCGUAUUAGAUCUAGCUUUAACUAUGAGUCAAGUCUUCAGCACGAGCAAUUUUUGUAAAGUUGCAAUGAAAUAUUUAAAAUUAUGUAAAACAUUUGACAAUACUGAAUACGCACAUUUCUUUUCCACAAUUUAUCAAUUGUUAUACGAGACAAAAGACGAGUUCUCUAUAAAAAAUAUACUCUGUGAUACAAUGAUAUCAUUGUCUGUAAAGGAAUGUAAAGAGAAAGAUGACUUUUGGACUGAUAUUGCGGCUAAAUACCACGAAUUUAAAGAGUCACAAGCAAGUAAAGAUACAAUCAAUGAAAUAUUGAAAGAUAGUAACUAUUUGCCAGGUUUAAAAAUACUUGGUAAAAUGGCUGUUAUUUCAAGCGGAACUGAGAAAUAUAUGCAAAAUAUGUGCUCCCAUUUACAGCUCCUACAUACAAUUAUACCAACUGAUCAUCAAAUAUUCACAGUUUCUGAUUUACUCAAAAUUCCGUUACCUUACUACUUUGGUCAUCAAAUAUUCGAACUUAAAAUUGAGCCAAAUAAACUCGAAGCUGUUGCACACAAUUUACAAGUUAAUUUAGUAUAUAGUAUUCUUACAAAUGCAUGUCCUAGACUGUUUUACGAAAAAAGUAUAAAAUCCGCUAUCGACAGUAAAGAAAACGGAUGUAUCAUUUUAAAUAAAGCAUCAUGUAAAUCGGACCAUAGUCAUAAAAUAGAAAGACCAAACGAAUGCAUUUCAGAUAUAUUAUCAGAACUACUGCAAAUUUUGCAGAAUUUAAAUUUAGGCAAAUUUUACUUAAGCCACGAUAUUUUUAAAGCUAUUUCCCAGCAUCCUGACAUUCAAAAUGCAUUGAAUAAAACAACUCGUCUCAUAAGCCUAGAUUUGAGUGAAUUAUCAAUGGGCAAUGAAACGUUAACUUUUCUUCUGAAUACGUGGAAUCUCAUGUUUCUACAUGCUAAUUUGACUAUCUGGGCGUAUCAACCUCCGUUUAGUGAUUUGCAACAUUCAGUUUCAUUGAUGUCGAUUGGUUAUUUAAUUGGUGAUUUAGGUCUAGUAACGCUUACCGCGCUAAGAGCAAAACUGCUAAAUAAUAUUAUGGUAGAGAAAGAGUUUUUUCUACAACUUGAAGAACUUAACGAACCUGUAUGGCAAGAUUUGGAUAUUACACAUGACCCAAGAGUGAUCUUUCUGAUGGCUAACGAAUUUUAUGGAACACCUUGUAUCCGAGUCUGUACUGCAGAAUCAUUAAACGAAGAUUUAAGCACCGCUUUUCAUGAAUAUCUCGAUUAUUAUUCAUCGAGAUUUGAGAAAUCACCGCAAAACAUAGAAAAGCAAAAAAUAAUUAUGCUACCCGAUAUCGUGAAACAAUAUCAAAAUUUCAUUUCUCAAUAUUGUAAUAGUAAUUUGUAUGGCACUAAUAACAGCGAUAAUAUAUUUUCAGUAGAUAACUACUUUAAACUCUCUAAAAAAAAUGUAAUUAUACAAUAUACAGCGUCUUCCUAUUCGUAUGAUAUAAUAUUGAAGUAUACGAACUACCAUAAUAUACACCAUCAGAAACAGGUCAAUCAGUAUAAUAGUGUAUGGAAAACUCGCAAUAUAAGAUCAAGUUUAUUGCAAUAUUUGGAAGGACAUUGUUGGAUUGUUUCUUAUCUUUUACAAAGAAUAUAUAACGAACAUCCAACUAUUCUAGAAAACAACUGUGAUAAUCUGAAACGUAUUGCUUGUCUCGAAAAUCUUUUAAGUUCGCCGUGGGUCAUUGAAAUGAAAUCGUUGUUUGAAAAUAAUCAAACGCUUGCAGCUAUACUCGAAACGAUACCGAUGCAAAAGUUAUGGCUUCAUUUCGAAAUUGCAUUAAAAGAAAACGAAUGGCAUACAUGCUUGAAACUUCUAAACACUUUGCCAGAUGAUCUGAUCAAACGUACAGAAUUGCAAUGUUUCAAAGAUAAAGUACUCAGUUACAUAGUUUCGAAAAACGAUACUGCAUUGAAUGCGGAAAUAUUGCAAUAUGUGUAUCAAAUUAAAGAUGUACAUAUACUAUGCCAGACAGUAUUAUAUAAUAUAAAUAAAUGGCACAUAAAUGUUUGCGAACAUGCUUUGCUUUAUGCAGUAAAUAAUUCGGAUAGGGACAAAUUACCUACACACUGCAAAUCACAAUUAAAUGAAAUUCUACACAGAGUAUUUAUUUUUCAUAAAAUGCUUCCGUAUUGUGAAAUGAAAUCCAAUGGGAAUUGGUAUGACAUUGCUUACUGCACUGAAAAAAUUGAUCCAUUUCAAGUUAUCAAAACGUUAAUAAAUGCAGAAAAAUUUGAAUUGUGUUUAGAGUGGUUGGAAAGUCAAGCAUUCUCCUUGGAAAUACACCCCUCUAUGAUGCAAGACUUGUUGUUAGGUCUUUUAAAAAAUGAAGCUCAAAACUUUAAGCAAACAUUAAAGUUUCUUCAAGCAUUACCUUUGAAUCAAUCAAUCAAUCUGUGCAAGACUGUAUUAAAACAAUUACAGUCAAUCGACUCGCUUCAAUUUAUUUCUAAUUACUUAUUAGAGCAUUGCAAAGCAACAGAAACCAUCAAACGUAGAAGGAUCUUGAUAGGAAUUGAAAUUCUGAGCAUGUUAAAGGCUCCAGAAAGAUCAUUGUACAUUCAUCUGAUAAAAGAACCAUUGUUAAUGUUAGAACAGUUAUUAAUGAAUUGUAAAUUUGAAAGUCUUCAAAAAAUAUUAAAUAGAAUUGAAGAAAAAUUAGAACAAGUGAAUAUUUCGAGAAGUAGCUUUGACGAAAUUAUAAAAUUCUACGCUCAGAAAUCAUUAGAUUGUCGCGUGUCUUUGCAAUGUGAUAACACAGAAAGCAAAUCAAAGAAUGUGCAGCAAUGUGUUUUGGAACCAGAAAAUAUUGAGUUUGUUAUGCCUGCUCUAGUUCCUACAAAAGAAGAAUGGGUACCCAAUGAUAAGGCUACAGUAUGCAGUUGUUGCAAAAUCGUUAUAUUUUCGAUGUUUAAUAGACGACACCAUUGUCGUAGAUGUGGUCGUGUUAUCUGUGCUCAAUGUUCUCAACAUCGCAUGCAUGUAUCUGGAUAUCCACCUUCCGUACUUGUACGUGUGUGCAAUGAUUGCAAGCAACAGACAGUGUUGCAAAUGCAAGUCAAUCAAGGAACACCGUCUACUUCAAGUAGCGAAAUGUUUGAUUAUUGGCAAUUAACGAGAGAUCAGGAGCAUAAUCAAACUAUCAGAGAAGAAUUUUCAUUCGAGUACGCGCCAAACAUUUCUUUGUGUUUGGCUAUCCUAAAUUUAUAUUCUGACCAUAAAACAUACACUAGCUUUUUAUUAGAUCGUUGCGACGAAAUAAAACAUCUCUUACAACCUGUUAGUGGCGGGAAAGUAAAUCCAGAAGUAGAUCAUACUGUAAUAAUUAAAAUGAUACGUUCUCUAUUAAUUGCCGCAAAAGUGAAAUGCGCGAAACUUGGUUUUAGUACUGGAUUAGCACACUGCGAUGGUUUUUUAUCGCAAAUAGAUCUAAUCGCCAGUUUUGUUCAAUCUGAUUGUUUACAUCUCAUACCUUCUGAUGAUUUAAAAGAAAAUACCUUGAGAAAGUUUAGAGAUCAUCUGAUUGAAAAAGAACAAUGGAUUCUUGCUCUAGAUGUGAGUACCAAGGCUGGAUUGGAUACACAAGGUGUCUGGGCGACCUGGGGUAAAGCAUGUUUGAAAAUGGGAUAUUUUGAUCAAGCACGAGAGAAGUUUUUCCACUGCCUCGAUAAAAUUCAGCAUGAAGAUAUCGACGAUUGGGUUAUUUUGUCGUAUCCCAAAGAUUCGUUAACACAGAGCAAAAGAGAAAUUCGAAAAUCGAUAACCGAGAAUAAAAUUGACGAGAAUAAAGAACUCACAAUGGAUGAGCUAUGCAUAAGAAAAACUGAAUUUAUAAAGAAUCGUCCGUUGAAAGAUCCACCGUUACUUUCAGAAAUUUUACAAAUGUUAAACAAUUUAAGCACGUACAAACAAUAUGUACAGCAUUCUCAGUACAAGACUACCGCAUCGCAAGAAGUACUCAGUAACUUUGGAAACCUUAAAAUGACAAGUCAAGGGAAAUUCUUUGUUAAAAAUGCGUCUUCAGCGGCACAAAAUGUUUAUUACUACGAAACUCUUUAUUAUUUACUGACUUAUGGAAGCUAUAAUUCGAUUUUAGAAUUUUUUUUGAAACACGAGGAAUACAAUGAGUGCCUUACUUUUACUUUGGAAAAUGAUUUAGAACCCGAUUUGUUUUUUAAUUCGAUUUAUUUAUAUUGCUUGAAGAAUGGAAGUACCGAAAAACUUCACGAAGCUAUGAAAAACAAGGAUUCAAAUUUAUUAAUUUGGAAAAAAUAUUUAAUAUACGUGUGUCACAGUUUAGAAAGGAGGCAAUACUUGAAUAUUUUGUAUCAGUUGCAACUAUUUAUGGAAGACUCUGUACGAGCUGCGAUGACGUGCAUUCGUUUUUAUCGUAAUGAAGCAAGCAAUUACACAGAUCUCUGUAAUAGAAGAAAUUUCUUGCUCGACGCCCAAAAGCACUUGGAAUCUGAAUUGCAAAUUGAAUCAUUAAAUCGAAAAAGGAAAAAAAGUACAAGUUCUAUACACAGCAAUCAAGGAAUUUUAACAAUGGAAAUGGAACUUUCGGAAAUAGAUAAACAUAUAAACACGAUCUGUAGACAAAUGGAACUUGCGAAGUUUUUAGCAACUUGCGAAAAAGAGGGAAGGGCUCCAAUGCAGUUUUUAAAUUUGUUUUCACAUAACGAGUGCGAUAAUGCGCACACUUUAGAAUUGCCGACUUUAUUUGGUAAUCAACAGCAGAAAAUAGAUUUAGCUGUUCUAGCUAUACUCUGUGGGCACAAUAUUGAAGAAGGAUUUGGAAUAGCAUUCAGAAUAAUGCAAGAUUAUAAUCUACCACAGCAGAAAGUAUACUCUUUAGCUGGCCAUAUCUUGACCCUGAAAAACAAUAUUCCAGGAAUAGAACAAUUAAUUAAAUGUUGUCACACUUCUGGGAUUCCAAAUUCAUAUAUUAUAUCAGAUUAUGCUUUGACACAUUGUGUGAAAUUGUUAUUGAACCGUUUACACAGUGAACCAGAGUCCACUGAAAAGAAUGAUGUUCAUAAUCUUGUAAGAUUAAUAACAGACAUAGAACUCAAAAUAAACGCAUAUAUCGAAUGCAAACAACUAAAAGCUGCAUACCUAUUAGCUGUUAAACAUUCGCGGUCGCAAGAUAUACGAAAAAUUUUAAAAGAAUCUGAAAGACUUGGUCAAAAUGCGAUUAAAGCAAUAUGUGUAAAAUGGCUUCAGCAAGAACCAAAGUCAUAAUUUUAAGGUGUAUAUUAUUGAAGUAUGUAAAAUAUUGGAUUAGUUCCUCUAUUUCUUACUAUUAUAAAAUAUUUAUCUAUCGUAUUAUAAUUACAAAAAAUCUAACUAAUACGAUCGUAAUCUUGCAAAUUUUAUGCGAAAGUUCUUAAAAUGACUGUAAUUGUGGAUUAAAAACAUCGAAAAUUUUAUUACAUUCCACAAUUAUUUAUAUAAUUAUAUAUGUACAAAGUACUUUAUUUUUUUAUAAUUGCCUGUUCUUCCU
Hylaeus anthracinus is the source of this 8334-nucleotide messenger RNA. RefSeq lists its product as uncharacterized. The transcript is spliced from 13 exons. The record is from RefSeq and is a predicted model, not a curated record. NCBI's taxonomy places the organism in Eukaryota, Metazoa, Arthropoda, Insecta, Hymenoptera, Colletidae. Gene Ontology annotation, cellular component: centrosome; midbody; lysosomal membrane. Bases 216 to 8072 code for a protein of 2618 amino acids. Gene Ontology annotation, biological process: mitotic cytokinesis; regulation of cytokinesis; double-strand break repair via homologous recombination. Gene Ontology annotation, molecular function: metal ion binding; phosphatidylinositol-3-phosphate binding.